This is a messenger RNA of Erinaceus europaeus (western European hedgehog), 2593 nucleotides long. RefSeq names its product MINDY lysine 48 deubiquitinase 2 (gene MINDY2). Bases 136 to 1845 code for a protein of 569 amino acids. Lineage: Eukaryota; Metazoa; Chordata; Mammalia; Eulipotyphla; Erinaceidae. Gene Ontology annotation, molecular function: cysteine-type carboxypeptidase activity; cysteine-type deubiquitinase activity; K48-linked deubiquitinase activity. Gene Ontology annotation, cellular component: cell periphery; cytosol. The record is from RefSeq and is a predicted model, not a curated record. The transcript is spliced from 9 exons. Gene Ontology annotation, biological process: protein K48-linked deubiquitination.
CCGGGGACGCGCCGGGCCGAGCCCGCGCUAGGGCGCCGGCGCUGCCAGGGCCGCUGUCAUGGCGUCCGAGGCGCUGUCUGAGGAGAACCCGCCGCGGUCUCUUUAGAGCCGGGGGCGGGGGGCGGGCGGCUGGGUAUGGAGAGCGGCCCCGCGAGCCUGCAGCCGCUGGAACACGGGGUGGCGGCCGAGCCCGCGCCGGAGACAGGUGCUCCGCCGGAGGAGGGGCGGCUCGCCGCUGAGGACGGAGCCGGAGCAGGGGCGGCGGAGCGCGGCGGCGAUGAGCAGGGGGCGGCGGCCGCCGCGGGGGGGAGCCUCCCGGACUCGGCUCGGGCCGCGGGCUCGCCUGGGCUUCCCGGCCGCGCCUCCCCGGCCCUGGACUCGGAAGCGGGCGAGGUGGAGAGCGGGGCCGUGAGAGGGCAGCGCAAGGUGACCGCCUCCCCGGAGCGGCCCGAGGCCACCGCGGGCCGGGCGCGGGCGGCGCCGGGGGGCGCGAGCACCUGCCCGGCCUCCGAGCCCGGCGCCGCCCGGGGAUCCGACGGCAGCAGCGGCAGCAGCGGCGGCGGCGGCGAGCCCAGCCCUGCGGGGGACUCGCCCAGCCUGGACUCGCUGGAGUCGUUCUCUAACCUGCAUUCCUUCCCCAGCAGCUCGGAGUUCACGAGCGAGGAGGGGGCGGAGGGCAGGGCCCCCGAGGAGGCGGAGGAGGAGCGGGGGGCGGCGGGGUCGCCCCGGGCGGUGCCCCUGUGCCCGGAGGAGGCGGCGGGGGACGAGGACGAGGCGGCGCUGGGGCUGGCAGCCUCCAAGGAGCGCUUCCCGGGACAGUCGGUGUAUCACAUCAAGUGGAUCCAGUGGAAGGAGGAGAACACGCCCAUCAUCACGCAGAACGAGAACGGCCCCUGCCCUUUGCUGGCCAUCCUCAACGUCUUGCUUCUGGCCUGGAAGGUGAAACUCCCACCAAUGAUGGAAAUCAUCACUGCUGAGCAGCUGAUGGAAUAUUUAGGAGAUUACAUGCUUGAAGCAAAGCCAAAAGAAAUUUCAGAAAUUCAACGUUUAAACUAUGAGCAGAACAUGAGUGAUGCUAUGGCAAUUUUGCACAAACUCCAGACAGGGUUGGAUGUAAAUGUAAAAUUCACAGGUGUCCGAGUGUUUGAGUACACGCCAGAGUGCAUCGUCUUUGACCUCCUCGAUAUCCCUUUGUACCACGGGUGGUUAGUGGACCCUCAGAUUGAUGACAUUGUAAAGGCUGUUGGUAACUGCAGCUACAACCAACUAGUGGAGAAGAUCAUCUCUUGUAAGCAGUCAGACAAUAGCGAGCUGGUUAGCGAAGGCUUUGUAGCUGAGCAGUUUCUAAGCAGCACAGCCACUCAGCUGACAUACCACGGGCUAUGUGAACUGACCUCGACCGUCCAGGAAGGAGAACUGUGUGUGUUCUUUCGGAACAAUCAUUUCAGCACCAUGACCAAGCACAAGGGACUACUGUAUUUGUUGGUGACAGACCAGGGGUUUCUUACCGAAGAAAAGAUUGUUUGGGAAAGCUUACACAAUGUUGAUGGUGACGGCAAUUUUUGUGACUCGGAAUUCCAUCUGCGGCCUCCUUCAGAUCCUGACACUGUGUACAGAGGACAGCAAGAUCAGAUAGAUCAGGAUUAUCUCAUGGCAUUAUCUCUACAACAAGAACAGCAGAGCCCAGAAAUCAACUGGGACCAAAUCCCGGAAGGAAUCAGUGACUUGGAGCUGGCGAAGAAACUCCAGGAAGAGGAGGACAGGCGGGCUUCUCAGUAUUAUCAGGAGCAGGAGCAAGCAGCGGCGGCCGCUGCCGCUGCCACAACAUCUCCACAGAUGCAGUGACAGGGAUUGAAUUUAGCCAGGACCUCAUAAAACCAUCUGUUCUAACCCUGAGCUAUAUUCCUGGCCUCCGGUUUGUUUUUAAAGUGAAUAACUGCAGCAAAGAAAGCAAACCAAUCUGAACAGAGUCUUCUACCAACUAGAGGCGGGAUUUCCAGCUCCAGGAAGGAAUGUAGACCUCUGAGUCUGAUAAACUUGAAUGUGCACUUCCUGCUCUGUCUCCUCUUAGUACCUGCAACGUCUUGGUCUGAGGCUUUUAAAGUCUCACUUUCUCCAUCUGUAAAGCAGACGAGGGCAGGAGGCGGCCCACGCAGUAGAGUGCGCACAUUACCAUGUGCAAGGACCCAGGUUCAAGCCCCUUGCCACCACGUGGGAGCAGCCAUGGUGGCAAGGGGGGGGAUAUACUCCAGGAGGGGUAGGGUUGAUGCUACAGGUGUUUCUCCUCUGUCUCUCUCUCCCUCUUUAUCUCUCACCUCUGUCUAAAAGAAGAAAUAACUUGACUGCUGGGAGUGGUGGAGUCUGGAGGAACAGAGCCCCAGAGGUGACGCUGGUGGCAAGAAGUGAAUGAAUGAACGGGCAGUGCUAGCACUUCUACAUAACUCGGUGUUUGAAUGUACUAAGCAUUCCUCAAAGGUUAACACAUUCUCCCCUUUUACUUUCCCCAGUUAAAUAUCUUCAGCAUUGUAAAUAUGGCUGUUACGUAGAUUUCUGUAUGUUAAAUCUUACUUCAUUAAAUGAAAAAAAAAAUUUU